CGAGGCAACGCACCAUGCGCGCUGUUGUGCAGAGGGUGACGGGAGCCAGAGUGGAAGUUGGUGGUGAGGUGGUCAGUUCUAUUGGUCGAGGUCUUUGUGUGUUGAUUGGGAUUUCACGAGAUGACACAGUGAAGGAUAUGGAGUUUAUAGUUCGUAAAAUAUUGAACCUACGAGUAUUUCCAGAUGGAGAAAAAAUGUGGUCAAGAAAUGUAAUGGAAUGUGAUUACGAAGUCUUAUGUGUCAGUCAGUUUACCUUGCAAUGCGUCUUGAAAGGCAACAAACCGGACUUUCAUUGUGCAAUGGCAGCAGAUGAGUCGAAACUGUUGUAUGAGAAUGUAGUGGGCAACAUGAAAAGUGUUUACCGUCCAGACAAGAUAAAGGAUGGAGUGUUUGGUGCAUACAUGCAAGUUCAUAUACAAAACGAUGGUCCAGUUACUAUUCCUCUUGAGUCACCGCCAAGUCAACCAAGCAAGGAACGUAAACCACCUAACCCACCAGGAACCGGUAGACGUCAUCAUGAUCAAUCCUCAGUAUCAUUGCCAGAUUCAGAUUCGGUAAAAGUUGUCGCUGCAAGCGACUGCAAGAAGCCAACCGCCAGCAGUGAGAUUUAAAUGGUUUGUAUGAUUUCAACAGAAAUGUAUUAUAUGGAUGAUACAUACGUGGUACUAUAUAGUCAUGAGUAUGUAUACUGCAAUUUUUAAUAUCAUUUAGCAAUAUG
Corticium candelabrum is the source of this 718-nucleotide messenger RNA. Its product is annotated as D-aminoacyl-tRNA deacylase 1-like. Gene Ontology annotation, cellular component: cytoplasm. Gene Ontology annotation, biological process: tRNA metabolic process. Bases 15 to 611 code for a protein of 198 amino acids. The record is from RefSeq and is a predicted model, not a curated record. The transcript has 6 exons. Gene Ontology annotation, molecular function: D-tyrosyl-tRNA(Tyr) deacylase activity. NCBI's taxonomy places the organism in Eukaryota, Metazoa, Porifera, Homoscleromorpha, Homosclerophorida, Plakinidae.